GCUCAAAAUUUACGGGCAGGAGAGAAAUCUCGAUCUCUUCUGGGCAUUCGAUAUUUUGGAGAAAACCCAAUAAUGGAGCGGAACUGAAGGAAAAGAAGACGACAUCGAAGAAAAUGACGAUCCAUUCUCUCGUUAUCCAAAAGCUUCUGAGCACCAACGCCCAUAUGGGGCGGCGCUUGGUGGAGCACCAUUUCAAGGUCUACACCUAUGGCUUCCGCAACGGGUGCGCCGUCAUCGACUCUGACAAGACCCUCAUCUGCAUGCGAAAUGCCUGCGACUUCAUGGCCUCGCUCGUCCGCCAAAAGGGCCGUUUCCUCUUCGUCAACACCAACUCCCUCUUCGAUGAAAUCGUCGAGCAGAUGACCCGAAAAAUCGGAUGCUUCACCCCCGACGCCCCCUGGCGACUCAGCGGCUUUCUCACCAACAGUUCUAGUCCCAAGAAGUUUCGGUCCCGAAACAAGAAGAUCAUUUUCGGCCCGAGUCAGCCGCCUGACUGUGUCGUGAUUUUGGAUACCGAAAGGAAGUCUUCGGUGAUUCAGGAGGCGUCUCGGCUGGAGAUACCGAUUGUUUCGGUGGUGGAUCCGAGUAUGCCGCUGGACACGUUUAAGAAGAUCGCCUAUCCUAUUCCAGCUAAAGAUUCAGUGCAGUUUGUGUAUUUGUUUUGUAAUUUGAUAACCAAGACAUUUCUUUACGAGCAAAAGAAAAUGGGGCUUGGGAAGAAAGAGGACGAAACUGCCCGGAAAUUGGCGGUUCAGAAGGCAGAGAAAAAUGAGAAAUGAGAAUUGUGCUUGAAGUUUCAAUCAUUUUGAUUGUAAUUUGGAUCUUUUUGGUUUCAAAUUUAUAUAUUUUGAUGGGUAACUGUGUCUGAACCCUCUAAAUUGCGAUAUUCUAUCUUUUUGUUUUCCAAUAAAGUGGGCUUUUGAUUCAUUAUCA
Molecule: messenger RNA, 933 nt
Organism: Vitis riparia (riverbank grape)
Lineage: Eukaryota; Viridiplantae; Streptophyta; Magnoliopsida; Vitales; Vitaceae
Product: ribosomal protein S2, mitochondrial
Exons: 1
Coding region: 114-779 (221 amino acids)
Biological process (GO): translation
Cellular component (GO): ribosome; mitochondrial small ribosomal subunit
Molecular function (GO): structural constituent of ribosome
Source: RefSeq, a predicted model, not a curated record